GUUUGUUUUAAUGCAAGGUAUAUACUACUUUGACGGCAAUUCAUGCUGUUUUCUGUAUCACCCUUUUACAACAUUUUUAGUGCAAUAUUUCUUUGAUGCACUAAGUGCCGCUGUUGAUCAGUUUGUUCGGGCUUUAAACAUUCGUUUUUAGAUCCUCCUCCAUUUACUGACAUCAUAUUCUGCAGAAUCUCUCUUUCAUUCAGACGAUCUCUUACACCAAUGUAUCGAGACAUUCGCUGCCGUGUGUUCUCGGAUGAUCUUUGAUUAUUUCAGUCUCUCUUAAUAUUUAGUUUUUGGUCUUUUCUCCUGAAGUGGACUAGAAGACUUGGAUUAUGUGGUUUCUUUGUUGUUUUUACGCCCAAAGAGGCGCUUGUUCUCCGCGCACUUCAUCGUGGCUAAUGCGGUCUCUCGUGCUGUGCGUCUUUGUCAUGACCGUUGCGCGCGGGCAGGUCCGUUAUUCUAUUCCAGAGGAGAUGACAAAGGGCUCGCUGGUGGGAAAUAUCGUUCAGGAUCUCGGGUUGGAUGUAAAGAGGCUGAAAUCUGGUCGAGCGCGGAUCUUUACGGAGGACAGUCGUGAGUACAUCGGUCUGAAUGUGGAUAAAGGGACUCUGAUAGUGAAAGAGAGGAUAGAUAGAGAGGAGCUGUGCGCCCAAGUGUCUCCCUGCUCCUUACAUUUUCAGAUCAUUCUAGAAAACCCCAUGGAGCUGCAUAGAAUUGAUGUAGAAAUAUUGGAUAUCAAUGAUCAUGCUCCAGUUUUUGUUAGAAAAGAAAUAAGCUUUCAAAUUAGUGAGCUCGCUGUUCCUGGAGCCAAAUUUUCUUUAGAUAAGGCGCAAGAUUCUGAUGUGGGUUUAAAUACCCUUCAGAAAUACACACUCAUUCCGUCUGAUCAUUUUUCUCUCAAAGAACAGACGGGAAAUGACGGUUUGAAAUAUGUUGAAAUGGUUCUACAAAAUACACUGGAUAGAGAAACUCAGGAGGAACAUAAAUUAAUACUGACUGCGUUUGAUGGAGGCAGUCCUCAGAAAUCUGGCACUAUUAAAAUAAUUGUUAUUGUAAUCGACGCAAAUGACAAUGCUCCUGUGUUUAGUCUCCCCGUCUAUAGAGUUUCUUUAUUGGAAAAUUCAGCAAAGGGCAGCGAUGUCGUGAGCGUGACUGCUACUGAUAAAGACAAAGGGACGAAUGCUGAUCUGACAUAUUCCUUCUCACAAACAUCAGGAAAGGCUUUAGAACUGUUCAAUAUAGAUCCACAAAGUGGUGACAUUACUGUUAACGGUGACCUGGAUUUUGAGAAGUCAAAACAUUUUCAGUUAAACGUUGAAGCAACUGAUAAAGGUGGCUUAACAGAUUCCAGUAAAGUUAUUAUCGAAUUAAUUGACGUUAAUGACAAUGCACCCAUUAUAAAUGUCAUUUCUUUUUCAAACCCAAUGCCAGAAAAUUCAGCGCCAGAGACUGUGAUAGCGAUGCUGAAUGUUAAAGAUUUAGAUUCAGGCAAAAACGGACAAGUUAAAUGCUUAAUUAAUACAGAUUUGCCGUUUCAAAUCCAGACAUCGGCCUCAAAUUUCUAUAGUGUGACAACCGAUCAAUUAUUAGACCGUGAAAAAAUAUCUGAAUAUAACAUCACAGUAACAGCUAUUGAUGAAGGCUCACCUUCUUUCUCUAUUAAUAAAACACUGACUCUGAAAAUCUCUGAUGUCAAUGACAACGCCCCUGUGUUUCAGAGUCAGUCAUACACCGCGUAUGUGAUGGAAAAUAAUUCCCCAGUCUCCGUUUUAUCUGUUAAAGCGCACGACAAAGACUCUGGCAAUAACGCGCGUAUUUCCUAUUUUCUGGAAGAUAAUCUCGUGAAUGGAGUCUCUGCCUCGACCUUUAUUUCAGUGAAUGCAGAGAGCGGAGAGAUUCUCGCUGUUCGAUCGUUUGAUUAUGAACAAACAAAAGAAUUUAAGAUCCGCGUAAAAGCGCAGGACGGAGGCUCUCCUCCUCUCAGCAGCAACGUGAGCGUGAAAAUAAUCAUUCAGGACCAGAACGACAACGCGCCUCAGGUUCUGUAUCCGGUCCAGUCAGGCGCUUCUGUGGUGGCUGAAAUAGUGCCUCGUUCCGCAGAUGUGGGUUAUCUGGUGACUAAAGUGGUGGCUGUUGAUGUGGACUCUGGACAGAACGCCUGGCUCUCGUAUAAACUGCAGAAACACACAGACAGGGCGCUGUUUGAAGUGGGCUUACAGAAUGGAGAAAUAAGAACUGUUCGUCAAGUGACAGAUAAAGAUGCUGUGAAACAAAGACUCACUGUUGUAGUGGAGGACAACGGGCAGCCCUCUCGAUCAGCUACAGUCAAUGUUAACGUGGCGGUGGCGGACAGCUUCCCUGAAGUGCUCUCCGAGUUCACUGACUUUACGCACGACAAGGACUACAACGACAACCUGACUUUCUACCUGGUCUUGGCUUUGGCCGUGGUUUCGUUUCUCUUUAUCGUGUCCAUCAUCGCCAUACUGUCGGUCAAAUGCUACAGAUGGAGACGCGAGCGGAUGUUACAAAUCUGGAGCCAAUCUUCCGGUUAUUCCGUAUUAUCCUCCUCUUUACGCAGACGUAGGGGGCACGGGAACUUUACAGCACGUGUACAAUUAUGAGGUUUGCAGAACCACUGACUCCAGAAAGAGUGAUCUGAAAUACGGCAGACCUUGCAGUGAGAGCAUCAUUAGUCUGGACAGCAGCGGGACACAGACACUCACGCAUGCUCAAAGAGGAAACAUUAAUGAGAAUUCUUUUGAUCAG
Messenger RNA from Puntigrus tetrazona (Sumatra barb), 2766 nucleotides. RefSeq names its product protocadherin gamma-A11-like. Gene Ontology annotation, cellular component: plasma membrane. NCBI's taxonomy places the organism in Eukaryota, Metazoa, Chordata, Actinopteri, Cypriniformes, Cyprinidae. Gene Ontology annotation, biological process: homophilic cell-cell adhesion. The record is from RefSeq and is a predicted model, not a curated record. Gene Ontology annotation, molecular function: calcium ion binding.